AGACCUGCUAAUACGUACUCGGGAGCACUGAUGCGCGGUCCCGACGAUAAGCAUGUGACGCCUGCAUCCGGGACACUUCGACGCAGACUCACUCUCCAUCAUGGCGGCGUCAGCUAAGAAGAAGAAUAAGAAAGGGAAGACCCUGACCCUGACCGACUUCCUUGCCGAGGACAGUGGUGGCAAUGCACCCCUGAGCUACCCCACCAAGCCCACCAGCUGGGCGGAUGAGACCGACGACCUGGAAGGAGAUGUUUCCACCUCCUGGCACACAGAGGAUGAUGUGUACCGGGCCCCCCCCAUUGACCGCUCCCUCUUGCCCACGGCCCCCCGGGCUGCCCGCGAACCCAAUGUGGACCGCACACGGCUCCCCCGCAGCCCUCCCUACACGGCCUUUUUAGGGAACCUCCCAUAUGAUGUCACAGAGGACUCAAUCAAGGACUUUUUCCGAGGUCUCAGUAUCAGUGCUGUGCGUCUCCCCAGGGAGCCUAACAACCCUGAGAGACUUAAAGGCUUUGGCUACGCUGAGUUUGACGAUGUGGAUUCGCUCCUGCGGGCCCUGAGCCUCAACGAGGAGAACCUGGGUAACAGAAGGAUCCGUGUGGACAUUGCAGACCAGUCUAACGAGAAAGAGAGAGAUGACCGCUCCAUGUCUGGGCGCGACCGGAACCGGGGGGACGGUGGCCCUGACAAGACAGACUCAGACUGGCGAGCGCGGCCUGCCAGCGAUAGCGACGACGGUCCACGGCGGGACGAUGCCUUCGGCGAACGGUCACGUGACCGCUACGAGUCGGACCGCUUCCGUGACGGCCCCCGGAGAGAUGGAGAUCGCUAUGAUGGCGGCAGGGACCGGUUCCGUGACCGCUACGAUGACCGUGACCGCAGAGACUUUGACAGAGGUUACGACUCCCGCAGUGGUGGGGGGCGUCGACCCUUUGGCAGUGGUUUCCGACGUGACUACGAUGACCGGCGCGAUGACUUCCGGGGCAGCAGUGAUCGCUAUGGCGAUCGGUAUGCUGACCGUGAGGACCGGUACGAAAGGCGGGACGAGAGGCGUGAGGAGAGAGGCCCCCUCCAGAGGCCCAAGCUGAACCUGAAACCCCGCAGUGUGCCCAAGGAAGAGGACCAGGGUGGGGCUCCCUCGGCCCCGACGGGUCGCACCGCAUCCAUCUUCGGUGCGGCCAAGCCGGUGGACACGGCCGCCAAGGAGCGGGAGGUGGAGGAGAGGCUGAAGAAGGAGCAGGAGAAGCUGCAGAGGCAACUGGAGGAGGAUAAGGGCAGGGCACCAGAGCGCAAGCCUCGGGAGAGGCACCCAAGCUGGCGGAACGAGGAGCAGCCCGCGGAGCGAUCGCGCACUGGCAGCGAGUCCUCGCAGCCCGGCAGCACCUCGGGUAGAGACUCCCGGCGCAGGGAGAGUGAACGAGCCGUGGAGAACGAGGUUUUCAGCGGCCGUGAGGAGGACCCCCCCUCUCCAGGGAGUCGAGCUCCCCCUAGGCACGAAGCCCUGCCCCUGAAGGUCGUACCGGCCCCGCCCCCCAAGGAGAAUGCCUGGGCGAAGCGCAGUGCUGUGGGAGGUGGCAGCUCCAGCGAGCAGGAGGGCCGCUCCCCCACCUCCCCUAGCAGCCUGGGGCCCCCGAAGCUGCCCAGCUCCUCAGGCUCAGUGGACGAGAAAACCUCUCCGCGCAGUAAAGAUGAGAACAAGGUGGACAGUGUGCGCCGGGACCGGGGCCCUGCACGGGGCCGGGGGGGCGCCUCUGUCCCUGGGGCGGGCAGGGGCAGAGGAGAUGCUGCCAGCAGAGACCGGAGAAAGGAGCCAGACAGAAAGGAUGGUAGAAGAGAGCGAGACUGCAAACCUGUGCCAGAGCCAAAGAGAUACGAGGAAUCCCCCAGCCCUAAAUUCAGCUCCGCCAGUAAGUACGCAGCGCUGCUAAUGGAUGGCGACCAAGGCGAUGAGGCAGAGGAUGGCGUGGAGUAGGAAGAGGAAGAUGCGAAGAAUGAAUUAAAGAAGUCCGAGAAACAGAUCCAAUCUUCACACCGGCAGCCGCACCAGACCCAGCUCAGCCGGACUGGACCUAAACAUAGUACAAUACUGGACUUGUUUUAAAAUGGGAAUAAGGAAAUGGAAAUUGAAUAAAUAAUUAUAAUAAAUAAAAAGUGGGGAAAAAAAGAUUAAA
Brienomyrus brachyistius is the source of this 2171-nucleotide messenger RNA. RefSeq names its product eukaryotic translation initiation factor 4Ba (gene eif4ba). The coding region runs from base 101 to 1972 and encodes 623 amino acids. The record is from RefSeq and is a predicted model, not a curated record. The transcript is spliced from 15 exons. Gene Ontology annotation, molecular function: RNA binding. NCBI's taxonomy places the organism in Eukaryota, Metazoa, Chordata, Actinopteri, Osteoglossiformes, Mormyridae.